Torulaspora delbrueckii is the source of this 957-nucleotide messenger RNA. RefSeq names its product ribose-phosphate diphosphokinase. Gene Ontology annotation, biological process: purine nucleotide biosynthetic process; ribonucleoside monophosphate biosynthetic process; 5-phosphoribose 1-diphosphate biosynthetic process. The transcript has a single exon. NCBI's taxonomy places the organism in Eukaryota, Fungi, Ascomycota, Saccharomycetes, Saccharomycetales, Saccharomycetaceae. Gene Ontology annotation, molecular function: ribose phosphate diphosphokinase activity; magnesium ion binding. Gene Ontology annotation, cellular component: cytoplasm; ribose phosphate diphosphokinase complex. The record is from RefSeq and is a predicted model, not a curated record. The coding region runs from base 1 to 957 and encodes 318 amino acids.
AUGUCUUCCAACAGUAUAAAGUUGCUUGCAGGUAAUUCUCACCCAGAGCUGGCCGAGGUUAUAUCAAAAAGACUGGGUAUACCGUUAUCCAAGGUUGGUGUGUACCAGUAUUCUAACAAAGAGACAUCAGUGACUAUUGGGGAAAGUAUUCGUGAUGAGGAUGUAUACAUUAUUCAGACCGGAACAGGAGAACAGGAAAUUAAUGAUUUCUUGAUGGAACUUUUGAUUAUGAUUCAUGCUUGUAAGACUGCAUCAGUCAGAAGAGUUACGGCUGUCAUUCCUAAUUUCCCAUAUGCUAGACAGGAUAAAAAGGACAAGUCUCGUGCUCCGAUUACUGCGAAAUUGAUUGCCAACCUCUUGCAAACUGCAGGUUGUGACCAUGUCAUCACCAUGGAUUUGCACGCUUCGCAAAUUCAAGGUUUCUUCCAUAUCCCAGUUGAUAAUUUGUAUGCUGAACCUAGUGUGUUGAACUAUAUCAAGACGAAGACUGAUCUGGCGAACGCUAUUUUGGUUUCGCCUGAUGCUGGUGGUGCCAAGAGAGUUGCAUCUUUGGCAGAUAAGCUGGAUUUAAACUUCGCUUUGAUUCAUAAGGAAAGACAAAAGGCCAAUGAAGUGUCAAAAAUGGUUCUUGUUGGUGAUGUAACGGGAAAAUCUUGUCUUCUGAUCGAUGAUAUGGCUGACACAUGUGGUACGUUGGUCAAGGCUACGAACACACUGAUGGAUCAUGGCGCUAAGGAAGUUAUAGCUAUUGUUUCACACGGAAUAUUUUCCGGAGCCGCUAGGGAAAGGCUCAAGAAUAGUAGGCUAUCUCGGAUAGUGUGCACAAACACUGUGCCUGUCGAUCUCGAUCUUGAUAUACUGGACCAAAUUGAUAUCAGCCCGACUCUGGCUGAAGCCAUAAGAAGGUUGCAUAACGGUGAAUCCGUUUCCUAUCUGUUCACUCAUGCACCAUUGUAA